AUGGCUGCCAUUGGCUCUUUAGUAUUUUGUACCGACUGCGGUAACUUGCUUCCCGUAUCCAAAGGCAAUGUCAAGAAUAUCUUACAUUGCGAAUGCUGCGGCGCCGAAAACAGAGAUACGGCAUCGAAGACGACCGUCACGCAAAGCAAACCCUCAGAUUUCCCUUCCGUACUUCGGCAAAAACUUUCCAUCGUACAAUCUGUCGAGCGACAUAAAAUUCAGACGGAAGCCGUCGUCAACGAGACAUGCGAGAAGUGCGGUCGCACCGAAGUUAAAUAUUCGGCAGUACAAUUACGAAGCGCCGACGAAGGUAGCACUAUAUUCUACACCUGCGACUGUGGUCAUAAGUGGAACACCAACAAUUGA
Molecule: messenger RNA, 366 nt
Organism: Daldinia caldariorum
Lineage: Eukaryota; Fungi; Ascomycota; Sordariomycetes; Xylariales; Hypoxylaceae
Exons: 3
Coding region: 1-366 (121 amino acids)
Biological process (GO): termination of RNA polymerase I transcription; DNA-templated transcription
Cellular component (GO): RNA polymerase I complex
Molecular function (GO): DNA-directed RNA polymerase activity; nucleic acid binding; zinc ion binding
Source: RefSeq, a predicted model, not a curated record